Molecule: messenger RNA, 1273 nt
Organism: Phycodurus eques (leafy seadragon)
Lineage: Eukaryota; Metazoa; Chordata; Actinopteri; Syngnathiformes; Syngnathidae
Gene: rasd2a
Product: RASD family member 2a
Exons: 2
Coding region: 102-1100 (332 amino acids)
Molecular function (GO): GTPase activity; GTP binding
Source: RefSeq, a predicted model, not a curated record
GGAUAAAAGUCCACAUUCGGCUCUGCUCGGCACGCACAUGGCCACGCCAGCGAGCCCAGCUCACACGUCCUGAUAUCGAUGACGAGCGAACCCAGGCGAAGAUGAACACCACCGAGAGGUUCCACCUUCCCGCUGAUGGCGUCCUCGAAAUGUUCAACGCCCUCAGCGGGCAUCCUCACCCGUCACGCCCGGCCCUCAGCCCCGGGGUCCAGCAGAAGCACCCAAAGAUGUCAAAGACGGGCAUGGGUCUCCUGGAGACAGUCAAAGGGCAAUGGAGGCAGCAGGACAAGAGAGGAGCGCGGGAGGAGGGCUCCGUCGCCGGCGAGGCACGGAGAUGCGCCGACGUGCCGGCUGCCGUCAAAGCCAGGAACUGUCACAGAAUUGUGGUGCUGGGCGCACCCGGGGUGGGCAAGACCAACAUGGUCAGACGCUUCCUGGGGGAAGAAUUCCAAGAGAAGUACGAGGCCACGGCCGAGGACUUUCACAGGAAGCUGUUCCACGUCGGCGCCGAGACGUACCAGGUGGAUCUCCUGGACGCCGCCAGGGAGAGAAACUUCCCGGCAAAACGGAGGCUUUCCAUACUCACAGGUGACAUCUUCCUGCUCGUCUUCAGUUUGGACAAGAAAGAGUCUUUCAGUGAAGUUUGUGAGCUGCUCAGUGAGAUCAGAGUCGCCAGGACAAAGUUGCUCAAGUCCAAACGUCCGCCGAGAUUGCCGGUCGUGGUUUGCGGCAACAAAGCGGACCUCGACGCUCAGAGAGUCGUCAGCCGCUCCGAUGUCACCGAGGCCUUGGCCCGGGACGUAGCCUUCUUCGAAACCUCGGCCAAGCGCGGCACGGCGCUGGAGGCCGUGUUCCGGGAGCUGGCCGUCAUGGGCGGCCUUCCCGACGCGACCGCGCCGUCGCGCCAUCGGCUGGUCUCCAUGGUGACCUACCAGUCGCUGUGCCAGCGCGGCCGCGGGCGGAGCCGCACGCCGGGGGAGGCCGCGCCCUGCGCCGCCGUCGACCCCUUGGCGCGGCGGCCCAGCUUCGGCAGCGACCUGCGGCUGGUGCUUGGAUCAAGCGCCAAAGCCAACAAACCCGAGAGGUGUCAGAUUCAAUGAAUCGCGAGCCCUCUCCACAGAAACCAAUUGUGGUAGUAUGCUACAAUGUUGCAUUAUGUAAGGAGUUAUACUCUAUAUAGCACUUGGCCGGACCAGUGCAUUCCUACUUUUUGUAUAUACUCUAUCAUGGUCACUUUAAAAUCUGUUCUUCUUCAACAGAAAUGUUUAAUAUC